AUGAAGCACGUCCUCGUGAAAUGGGAGACCGAGGACACGUGGGACGUGUAUCCUGUGAAGAGGAUCGCCGAUAUAGCAAUUGGAAUGGAGCUGCUUAGGGACCCGGCCAUCACGCUACAAAAAUUUCGGGAUGUCGUUGUCGACAUCGUGUGGCAGCCUGAACUGACGAGAGACAGCGUCGUAUGCGAGCGGCACUUCGACGAGAGUUUCAUUGAAAGAACAUACCGGCACGUUAUAAACGGUGAGGUUGUAGAGAUACCCCGUGAUCGUCCGCGUUUGUCAGACGAUGCUGUGCCUACGUUGUUCCCGGACGCACCGAAGUACUUUACCAAAAAAGCACCCGUGAAAAGAAAGGAUCGCAAUGUAUGUGAGCAGCACGGACCUGCCAAAAAACGGCAAAAGCCUAACUCAGUCAGCAGACAACAGCCCGAAGUACUCGUGCAGCAGCAGGAGCUGGAAGAUCCCAGUGUUCCUGAGGUCGGAACAUCUGACGCAGUCCACGCCGUCGCCGAAGUUCAGCAUGCGGGCUUGAACCUCCGUCUACCUGACGAAACGUGGAACAAGUUAACGUUUCGCGGUGAACAUGAUUCUGCAGUGUACGGCGUUUGUGAGCUCGAGGGCGAACAAGUUGACCACAUCUUGCUUCCCAAGCUGGUUAAAUUCAAAGCUAAUAGCUGCCAACAGAACUCAUUGUGUUGCUUUGUAUACCUGAGGGGAAAACUGCAUUCACAGUGUACCGUCUCGUCGCAGGAAGAAGGGCAGUCGGUGCUCGACAGCACACAUGCACUUACAUUGUGUCGAGGCUGCGGCAUCAGACCGGAAAAGCAAGGACAGUAUGUAAUCUUUGCUGGGAAUUGCUUUUCCGCCAAGUGUACUUACGUGUGUGAGAGUGGCGGCUCCUGCAUACACUGCAAGUACCUCAGAAAACUGGUGCAAAAUCAAAUGUCGCGAAAGCGGCGCAACGGGCGCGUGUCAAAACGUCGGAAAAAACUCGCUAACACGAGUCGCAUCUUGCUUACCGCUCAGAAAAAGUUGUUGAAUGCAGAACGCGAACUAGCAGCGAUGCGUCAGGCAAAUCAACAGAUUGCCGACGAGGUGUUGGGCGCUCGCAUUAAAAGUUUGCCUGAAAAGCAACAAAUGGCUGUCAAGGCCUGCUUCGAGGCAGCUGCGAGAAAAUCAACAUCGGGGAUGUUGUAUGAGAAAGAAUGGAUUUUGGAGUGUGUACUUCUGCGGAUGCGUAGUCCCAAGUUGUACGAGCAUCUCCGUAAGCAAAAAGUUCUUAUAUUGCCAAGCAGGACGUGUCUGCAGCGCUAUACUCGCAGUUUCAAGAGUGGAUUCGGAUUCAAUAGUGCAGUUUUCAAUGCCCUUGCUACCAAGACUAGAGACAUGGACAUCUCUAGUAGACAUGGAGGCAUCAUCUUCGAUGAAAUUAAGUUGGCUGAGCAUUUCAGCGUCAACGCAGUAGGUAAGCACCACCAUUUCUUCAAUCGAGCAUCAGAUCACUGAAAAUGCACCACGUUUGCCCGGCAUAGAGCCCGUUUUUAUACUGCAGAGGCAAUCAAGUUUUCCAUUUUAACUUACUUCCAGGGACAGUGGAAGGCUUCGUUGACCUUGGAAAGUUCACCCUGGAUGAAGAUCGGACGACCCCGGCAGACCAUGGGAUGGUGAUGAUGUUUCAACCCUUUCAAGGUGACUGGACACAGAUAUUGGGAGUGUUUUCAUCGAAAGGGAACAUCAAAGCGGAAAUGCUGGCAAAGCUUCUUCUAGAGGCCACCCUCUUGUCAGAACAAGCCGGUCUUUUUGUCGACUUUGUAUCCUGCGAUGGAGCAACCUGGAAUCGGAGCAUGUGGAGGUCAUUUGGAAUCGGCGGUAUGAAACUGAACUAUCUGUUCUAUUGUGCCAAGUUCAGCAUAUCUGCAAUGUGCAUGGGACACAUGAAACAGUAUACAUACAUCAGACUUGCACUUAGUGAACAACUUCCUUUGGCCCUAUUUCUAUGCGUUCCCUCAAUAUCAGCGAUGUCUUCGCAGAACAGUGUAUACUCAUUAAGUUUCAAACACCUCCAUCCCUUUUCGUGAUGAGGAAACUGUGAUGUUUGAAAGCAGACUGCUUCUUCUUUAUUUCAGCAUCCUCAGGCAAGACCACUUGCAGUGCUACCCACCCUGUGGAUCCCUCCAGAAGGCUUCACUUCUGCUCCGACUUCCCUCAUUUAGUCAAAUGUGUUCGCAACUCAUUUGUGAGCACCGGUUUCACCACUCAAGAUGGUCGCGUGUGUGUUCAGCACAUUGAGGCAGCAUGGGAGAAAGACAAAAGUUCUUUAACUCUGAAGGCCAUGCCACAUAUUACCAGAGCACACAUUCGGCCCAAUUCUUUUGAGAAAAUGAAAGUUAACUUGGCCUUCACAAUUUUCAGUGAUGAAGUUUUGAAAGGAAUGUUUUUGUUAUCAUCGGACAUUGAUGAGAUUUCUCGUUCGAAACUAGUGCCCACAGUGGAGUUUGUGAAGCGAAUGAGCCGACUAAUAGCAGUGAUGACGUCGAGGUGCCCGCGAGAUGGGCUCAGGCCAUCAUCAGAUAAAGUUGCUGACAUAGAAGCGUUCCUUUUAUUCAUGGAUCACUGGGAAGCAGCAGCAAAUAAGGCCGGUGGUGGAUUUGUGAGUAAGAGCACCGCGGAAGGGUUGCGUGUUACCCUGUGUAGUGCACUUUCACUUCUUACAUAUCUGACAAAGACUCUCGGAUAUAGGCUUACUGCCAGACUUAGCCAAGACAAAUUAGAAAAUGUUUUCGGGAUAAUUCGGCAGUACUGUGGUACUAAUGACCAUCCA
Molecule: messenger RNA, 2821 nt
Organism: Dermacentor silvarum
Lineage: Eukaryota; Metazoa; Arthropoda; Arachnida; Ixodida; Ixodidae
Exons: 3
Coding region: 1-1506 (501 amino acids)
Source: RefSeq, a predicted model, not a curated record